Molecule: messenger RNA, 1656 nt
Organism: Medicago truncatula (barrel medic)
Lineage: Eukaryota; Viridiplantae; Streptophyta; Magnoliopsida; Fabales; Fabaceae
Product: COBRA-like protein 4
Exons: 6
Coding region: 182-1477 (431 amino acids)
Biological process (GO): plant-type cell wall cellulose biosynthetic process; cellulose microfibril organization
Cellular component (GO): plasma membrane
Source: RefSeq, a predicted model, not a curated record
CAACCAUUUGGUGAGUAAAGCCAUAACUAGAAUUCCCUAGAAGCAUUUUUUUCCUUCUCUACAAUACUAUACAUUCAAUGUUCAUAGCAUUUUGCCACUAAAUUAUAUCUCCAAACCUCAAUAUUUUUAUUUUUAUUUUCAUUUAGCUUAAGAUUGAUAAUAUCAAACACAUUAUUCACUAAUGAAGCUUGUUAUAUCAUCUUUUUGUGUUCUUGUAUUAGUCUCUUAUGCAGUUGCUUAUGAUCCUUUGGAUCCAAAUGGAAAUAUAACAAUCAAAUGGGAUGUUAUGUCUUGGACACCAGAUGGUUAUGUGGCGACGGUAACAAUCCACAAUUUCCAAAUGUUUCGACACAUAAUGAAUCCGGGAUGGACCUUAGGAUGGACAUGGGCUAAGAAAGAAGUUAUAUGGUCAGUGACAGGAGCUCAAACCACAGAGCAAGGAGAUUGUUCAAAGUUCAAAGGCAAUAUACCUCAUUGCUGCAAGAAAAUCCCUACAGUUGUAGACCUUCUCCCUGGUGUACCUUACAAUCAACAGUUCUCAAACUGUUGUAAAGGCGGAGUCGUUGCAGCAUGGGGACAAGAUCCUGCAGAAGCUAUAUCAGCUUUUCAAGUUAGUGUUGGACAAGCAGGUACCUCAAACCGAACGGUUAAACUUCCGAAGAAUUUCACUCUUUUGGCUCCUGGACCUGGUUACACUUGUGGCCCUGCAAAGGUUGUUCCUUCCACCAAUUUCCUUACACCUGAUAGGCGCCGAAAGACACAAGCAUUGAUGACAUGGAAUGUUACCUGCACAUACUCACAGUUUCUAGCAAGAAAGAAUCCAAGUUGCUGUGUAUCUUUAUCAUCCUUCUACAAUGAAACUAUUACACCUUGUCCCCAUUGUGCAUGUGGCUGCCAAAACAAGAAAAACUGCGUAAAGAGUGAAUCUAAGAUUCUGAGCAUGGUGGGAGUUCAUACUCCAAAGAAAGACAAUGAACCAUUGAUGCAAUGCACUCAUCACAUGUGCCCAAUUAGGGUUCACUGGCAUGUGAAGACAAACUAUAAGGACUAUUGGCGAGUCAAAAUCGCAGUAACAAAUUUCAAUUACAGGAUGAAUUACUCUCUCUGGAGUCUUGCAAUUCAACAUCCAAAUCUUAACAAUGUCACACAAGUUUUCAGCUUCAACUACAAGCCACUUGUUCCCUAUGCAUCCAUAAAUGACACUGGCAUGUUCUAUGGAAUGAAAUACUUCAAUGAUCUACUAAUGGAAGCUGGACCAAAAGGAAAUAUUCAAUCAGAGGUAUUGCUUCAGAAAAACAAAGAUACCUUCACAUUCAAGCAAGGAUGGGCAUUUCCUCACAAGGUUUACUUUAAUGGUGAUGAAUGCAUGCUUCCUCCACCUGAUACAUACCCUUUUCUCCCUAAUUCUGCCCCUGCAAGACUAGUUACCUUUAAGGCACUCAUCCUCUCAUUAUUUUUACUGCUAGCAGUUUGGUGAAUUGAUGCAUAAAGUGUCAGAUAUUUUAAAAAAAGGCAAAUGUUAGUAUUGUGUCAGAAUAGUUUUCUGAACAUUUUGAAGCUAUGUAUAUCUACAUAGAGAUCAUUUGACGAUAGAUAUGAAUACGUGAAUCAUUCUUUGAAAACACGAAGCCAAACUCAAGGUUGUGUUUUUUGAUA